AUGAAGCAGACUCUAAUUGGCAGUGAGACCCCGGAGCCGACCCCUAACAGCACCAGGAUGAAUGCAUUCAACACAACCUGUUUCGUGGUCAGCGUCCUGGCCGUGCUCACCUGUGUGUGUGGGUUGGUCGGCAACAGCCUGGUCAUCUGCAUGAUCCGCAUGAAGAGGAGCCCCUUCUGCGUCUACGUCCUCAACCUGGCAGUGGCUGACCUCCUCUUCCUCCUCUGCAUGGCCUCUGUGAUAAGUCUAGAUAUCAUCUUCCUGGCCAGGAACACCAAGGUCUGUGAGGUGGUGAGGAGGGUGAAGUACUUUGCAUACACAGUGGACCUGAGCCUGCUGACAGCCAUCAGCACCCAACGCUGCCUCUCUGUCCUCUUCCCCAUAUGGUACAAGGUCCACAGGCCGCAACGCCUGUCCACUGUGGUGUGCACCCUGCUCUGGACUCUGUCCCUCCUGAUGAGCAUAGUGGCCUCUUACUUCUGCACCCACUUUAGGGGUUAUGACAAACAGCAAUGCUUCACUGUGGACGUCAUCGUGAACAUCUUCAUUUUUGGGACACUCACACCCAUGAUAUUGUCCAGCAUGGUCCUCUUCAUUAAGGUCCAGAGGAGUUCCCGGCAGUGGUGCCGGCAAUCCCCGAGGUUGCUCUUGGUCAUCCUGGCCUCUGUCCUCAUGUUCCUGGUUUGCUCCCUGCCCCUGGGCGUCUAUUCGUCCAUCCUCUACUGGGUAGACCUGCCUCAGCAGCUGAAGAUCCUGUAUGUCAGCAUAUCAUGCCUCUCCUCGUCCCUGGGCUGCAGUGCCAACCCCAUCAUCUACUUCCUGGUGGGCAGAUGGAGGAGACAGAGACUUCAGGAGCCCCUGGGGGCUGUGCUCAGCAGGGCACUGCAGGAGGAGCCCAUCAUAGUGGGCAAAGAGACACCCUCCACAGGUACCAACGAGGUGGGGCCUGAGAGCCAGGAUCCCACAGUUCCCGUCCACACGAACCCAGUCAUGGGAUUAGCAUGA
Molecule: messenger RNA, 1005 nt
Organism: Orycteropus afer afer
Lineage: Eukaryota; Metazoa; Chordata; Mammalia; Tubulidentata; Orycteropodidae
Gene: MRGPRD
Product: MAS related GPR family member D
Exons: 1
Coding region: 1-1005 (334 amino acids)
Biological process (GO): G protein-coupled receptor signaling pathway
Cellular component (GO): membrane
Molecular function (GO): G protein-coupled receptor activity
Source: RefSeq, a predicted model, not a curated record